Molecule: messenger RNA, 1575 nt
Organism: Erythranthe guttata (spotted monkey flower)
Lineage: Eukaryota; Viridiplantae; Streptophyta; Magnoliopsida; Lamiales; Phrymaceae
Source: RefSeq, a predicted model, not a curated record
AUGUAUGGAUUUCUUGAUACCUAUACUAAUUGGGUAUAUCAUGGGGAGACUCCUGUUUGCAUUUAUGAAGAAGAUGAUGACUUUCUCGAAGACGAGGGAGACGAUAUAGAUGGUAUGAUUAAUGAUGCUUUCGGUCUUAUGGAGGAAAAUGACGGUCUUGCAUAUUCUGAGGAGAUUAAUAAUAUUGAGCUUGAUAAGGAAACUAAGGCCUUUUUUAAACUAUUACAAAAUGCCAAACAAAAGUUAUAUCAUGGAUGCGAGUUCACGUUAUUGUCCUUCAUACUUCGGUUAUUGCGGGUGAAGUCUACUUACCGUUGGAGUAAUAAGUCAUUUUCAGUGCUAUUAGAGAUCUUAAAAGUGGCUUUACCUCAUACUGUUGCAUUUCCGGGUUCGUAUAGGGAAGCAUGGAAGAUAAUUAAAGGGUUUGGUCUGGAUUAUAAGAAAAUUCAUGUAUGCCCUAAUGAUUGUAUGUUGUAUUGGAAAGAAACAGAAAAUGAGACAAGGUGCAGUAAAUGCCAAAUGCCAAGGUAUAAAGUUUGUGAUGGUGAAGAUGAAAGCCUAAAGAUUCCAAGUAAGGUUGUUAGGUAUUUUCCAUUAAUACCAAGACUUCAAAGGUUGUAUAUGUGCACUGAGACAUCACCACUCAUGAGAUGGCAUGCAGAAGGACGAAUAGAUGAUGGGGUACAAAGACACCCUGCAGAUUCUCUCGCUUGGAAGACAUUUGACCAACAACAUUCUCUCUUUGCAAGUGAUUGUCGGAAUGUCAGACUUGGACUAGCGACCGACAGAUUUAAUCCUUUCAAGUCCAUGAGUGUAUCUCACAGCACGUGGCCCGUAAUACUUGUUCCAUACAAUUUUCCACCGGGGAUGUGCAUGUGCAAGUCGAGUAUCAUGCUAUGUUUAUUAAUUGAUGGUCCUACUGCCCCUGGUAAUGAUAUUGAUAUUUUUCUAGGACCUCUUAUGGAAGAGUUAAAAGAGAUGUGGAGUCCAGGAGUGCCUACAUAUGAUGCAACCAUCAAACAAAUGUUCAACAUGCGAGCUGCACUUAUUUGGACAAUCUCCGAUCUUCCUGGCUAUAGUAAUUUAUCUGGCUGGAAUGUGAAAACUGAGUAUGGUUGCCCUUGUUGUUGUCUCGACACCCACUCGAAAUGGUUGAAAUAUGGCAGAAAAUAUUGUUUUAGGGGUCAUCGUAGAUUCUUGGAUAAAAAUCACAAGUUUAGAGAUGAUUCAAUAUCAUUUGAUGGCAAUGUAGAAUAUGGCUAUAAGCCCACUCGAGCCUAUGGAGAUGAUUUGAUUAGUGAGUUGAAUGAUGUUGCCACUGUAUAUGGUAAGAGAAUAUCUUUACCAUUGAAAAAAAGGAAGCUCGAUGGCACCUCAAGACAACAUAAUUGGAAAAAGAAAAGUAUUCUCUUCGAGCUACCUUAUUGGAAAGACAAUUUGAUUCGUCACAACCUUGAUAUAAUGCAUAUUGAGAAGAAUGUUUGUGAUAAUAUUAUGUGGACGGUUUUGGGCAUCAAAGGAAACAGUGCAAAAUGUUAUUCGAUCUCUCACAAGAACAAACUCUUUGGCUCCUGA